Molecule: messenger RNA, 7925 nt
Organism: Cygnus olor (mute swan)
Lineage: Eukaryota; Metazoa; Chordata; Aves; Anseriformes; Anatidae
Gene: LINGO2
Product: leucine rich repeat and Ig domain containing 2
Exons: 6
Coding region: 436-2334 (632 amino acids)
Cellular component (GO): extracellular region
Molecular function (GO): protein binding
Source: RefSeq, a predicted model, not a curated record
UUUCCUCUUCUUGUUUUCUAGUAAGCGAGCAGCAGAGCUGGAAAACUUGGCAGUAAACUCUUUGUCUUUCCUGCCUGUAUCCAUGGAUUGUUGAUUUUGCAAGUUAUAUUCGUUGCUUUAAUGCAAGUACCUGUUUCAUGAGAUGACCUUGCUUCACUAAUAUCUGUGGUCUGUAUCAAGCUACAGUAUCACUGCUGUUGAUAUGAAGAUAACAGUCUGGAGCAGGGAAGUGGUGGAAUACUACCACCAAAAGUGCGAGCAAUGAGCAGUUUCAACCUGGUGCAGUGAUCAUCUCUUGGACUUUAACCCAUUAAGUCUUAAGGUUCGUUUCAAGCAUUUUGAGUGUGAUGUCAUGAGAGAUGCUGUUGUCCAUAACAGGUUGGGAUUAUGAUCAAGUGCGCUAUUUUGACCUCGCCCAGUGGCUAAAAGCUUUGUAUGUUAGAGAGUAAGGACUGGACUUUUAAAAGCAGUAAACAGGCCCGUGACAGAGGGUUAGACCAAAUCGGUGGAGUCAUGCUUCACACAGCUGUAUCUUGCUGGCAGCCGUUCCUAGGUCUGGCUGUGCUGCUAGUCUUCAUGGGCCCCACCAUAGGCUGCCCGGCCCGCUGCGAAUGCUCGGCCCAGAACAAGUCCGUCAGCUGUCACCGGAGGCGCCUGAUGGCCAUUCCAGAGGGCAUUCCCAUUGAGACCAAAAUCUUGGACCUCAGCAAGAACCGACUGAAGAGCGUCAACCCUGAGGAGUUCACGUCAUACCCCUUGCUGGAGGAGAUUGACCUCAGCGACAAUAUAGUCGCCAAUGUGGAGCCUGGAGCCUUCAACAAUCUCUUCAACUUGCGCUCCCUGAGGCUGAAAGGAAACCGUCUGAAGCUGGUUCCCCUUGGGGUGUUCACUGGGUUGUCAAACUUAACAAAACUUGAUAUAAGUGAAAACAAGAUUGUCAUUUUGCUGGACUACAUGUUCCAAGAUCUACAUAACCUAAAGUCCCUGGAGGUUGGGGACAAUGAUUUGGUCUAUAUAUCACACAGGGCCUUCAGUGGACUGCUUAGCCUGGAGCAGCUCACCCUGGAGAGAUGCAACCUCACAGCUGUACCAACAGAAGCUCUUUCCCACCUCCACAACCUCAUUAGUCUGCAUCUGAAACAGCUCAACAUCAACGCUUUGCCUGCAUAUGCCUUCAAAAGAUUAUUUCGCCUGAAAGACCUGGAGAUAGACUCCUGGCCCCUCCUCGACAUGCUGCCUGCCAACAGCCUGUAUGGUCUCAACCUUACUUCUCUCUCCAUCACCAACACCAACCUGUCUGCAGUACCUUACUCUGCUUUUAAACAUCUGGUUUACCUGACGCAUCUAAACCUCUCCUACAACCCUAUCAGCACCAUUGAAGCAGGCAUGCUCUCUGAUUUGGUACGCCUGCAGGAGCUCCACAUGGUGGGGGCCCAGUUACGUACCAUUGAACCACAUGCUUUCCAAGGGCUCCGAUUCUUACGUGUGCUUAAUGUGUCCCAAAACCUGCUAGAAACCCUAGAAGAGAAUGUAUUUCAUUCCCCCAAAGCCCUUGAGAUCCUCUGCAUUAACAACAAUCCUCUGGCCUGUGACUGCCGUCUCCUUUGGAUUCUACAGAGGCAACCCACUUUGCAGUUUGGAGGCCAGACACCGAUGUGUGCUGGCCCAGACAGUGUCAAGGAGAGGUCGUUCAAGGACUUUCACAGCACAGCUCUCUCCUUUUACUUCACCUGUAAGAAGCCCAAGAUACAAGACAAGAAGCUGCAGUACCUGGUAGUGGAGGAAGGGCAGACGGUGCAGCUGAUGUGCAAUGCUGACGGGGAUCCGCAGCCCACCAUAUCAUGGGUUACCCCACGUCGGAGGCUGAUCACAACUAAAUCAAAUGGAAGAGCCACUGUUCUGGGAGACGGCACACUGGAGAUUCGAUUUGCUCAAGACCAGGACACUGGGAUAUAUGUUUGUAUUGCAAGUAAUGCAGCUGGGAACGACACCUAUUCGGCCUCCCUUACGGUGAAGGGGUUUACUUCAGACCGUUUCCUUUAUGCCAACAGGACCCCUAUGUAUAUGACAGACUCCAACGACACCAGUUCCAAUGGAACUAAUGCGAACACUUUCUCUCUGGACCUUAAGACAAUAUUGGUGUCCACAGCUAUGGGCUGCUUCACAUUCCUCGGAGUGGUUUUAUUUUGUUUCCUACUUCUUUUUGUGUGGAGUAGAGGGAAAGGCAAACACAAAACCAGCAUUGAUCUUGAAUAUGUCCCUCGCAAAAACAAUGGUGCUGUAGUUGAAGGGGAGGUUGCUGGACCGCGAAGGUUCAACAUGAAAAUGAUUUGAUGGUGUUCUGCUAGCAGUGCUUUUUCUGUGGCAUUAUAACCAAUUAAACCAGCCUGGCAUGUGGAAUUGCUGGGCAGAAGCAGCUUAAUGCAGCUGUCACUGUAUCAAAAGGUUACAUGGAAAUGGAAAGACUAUUUGUGGUUGUACAGCAGAGCCUCCAGACCUUGAGGCAGAUAUGUCAGGGCCUUUCAUAGAACUGGUAAAUUGUACUAACUGUUUGCAUUGCAAAUAUUGGCAUUCUGGGGAUAUCAGCAAUGAACCGUUGGCUCAUGCUCAUGGACAAUUGUUCAACAUUUUCUACCACUACAAAAAGAAAAAGGAAAAAAAAAAAGCCUACAGUGUAGGAUUUACAUACUUAAAGAAAAAGACACAUUUGUCUAAAGCAUACUCUACAGUGAAAUUUGUAUCUAUAGAUCUCAUUUGGUAAAGAGCCUUGCAUCAUACCUUCUAGUUGGUUCAACACCACAAAAAUUGUUUUUUUUUGUUGUUUGUUUUUUUUUUAAUAUACAUCUAUACUGUGUACAUUUUAAAGCAAUACAAAUGAGAGGUUGUGCUUUUAGAUAUCCACCAAUACUGACCCAAGUGUGAUGUCACCCUCCUUUUAACAACCAUCUAACCCAAAUUAGACUCUUGUAGUUACCAAUUAGAAACAACAUAAAAUAUUUUUCUCCUCAUGUAGAAGGCCAGAGAUGAAUAGUUGAGAGCAAAAAUGCUCAGCUCUGUUGAUCUUCUCUUCAUAUAAAUAUAAGGCAUGUGCCUAGUUUUGAUACAGAAUGGAAUAUUUUUUAUAUCUGUGAUAUCACACUGGACCAGUUUACUGUAAUGUAGCCCUGGAUCGCACCCAGGGAAGGCAACCCACUAGAUAUUGCUGGCAUAGAAGAGUUGAGUUCUACCCUGAUGAGAGGGAGCUGUUUUUGUUAGCCUUGUUUUUAAUUUCAAAGCUACUGUUAAAAUGUCAAUCUGUAUGGGGCAAAAAGAAAGAAAGUAAUACAUUCUGCAUACUCCUUGGGAAAUAUGGUCAUCUUACUAUUUGCAGGAGUGAAUUAAAACUUACAAAAGCUUUGCUGCUAGGAAAGAACUCUUCUCCAAUGCCAGUAAACUAGGGUUGUCCAUGCAUAAUAUGGGGAUUAUAAUACUAAAAUAAUGUUUAAAACAUGAUAGCCUCAAAAAGGCUAACAUACUGCCAGAUACAAUGAACCUCUAGCCACUGUCAUUCUCAUCUUGUAUAUUUGUAGAUAACAUAUAAACGCAAAGCUAAUUUCCAAGAACAGAUUACUUAGCUAUUCCUGAUGCCAUUUUAAUAACUAUGUGGUUAUGUUUCUUUCAGGGGCAGUAUAUUAGAACAAGAGGUGCAAGUUUUUCCAGGUUUUAGAAAGAUUUUUUAAUGGGGAGAAGACGAAAGUGGAAUGUUAGUUCAGUACAAGUAAUCUUUUUCUUUGUUUUAUGCCUCUAAACAAAUCCCCAAAAGGCUCAGAACUGAAGCUUUAUUCUUUAUUCUUUAUUGUAGAUUCCACUGUUCUUAAUUUGGAACUCUCAGCAAUGGGAAGAUACGGAGUUGUUCAGCGACCUCUCAAUUUUCUAGCAAUUAUGAGCCAUAGGUUUGUUGCUAAGUGGUUGAUAACAAAUACGAUUUAUAAAUAAUCAGAAUUAACUGGAGUAAGGAUAAUAAUGACUAUGUAUGUGUUUAGCCAAAAAGGAUACGAAAAUGUUGUAAGACAGAACAUUCAGAUUAAUGUGAUUUAAGGGCCUGUGUCCAAUCUUAAAGUUAAAUUUCAGCACUCUGAAACCAAAGUCAGGCUGGCCUGUAAUGGGAUGCUGGUGCUUCUAAAACCUAUUAUCCACAUUCUUUGGCAGAGAUUUUCUAAGCAGGUUAAAAAUCUUCCACUGCUAUCAAGGGAAAUGUGCCAGAAGUUGUACAAUCCAGCUGUGCUCCCCAGGUAUAUCCCUAAUAGAGCUGUAGGACCCAGGGCCAAGGCAGUUUUGAGAAUCUCUGUUCUUAGUGGCUGAUCUUUGGUUGCAUCACUGCUCCAUUUUAGGUCACCCAAUAGAGAAGGAUGCAAGGGUUGUUAGAAUUUUCUUCACUUUAGCUGGUUUUAAGUUGCGCUUCAUUUUGUUGCUUUUUUUUUUUGUGUGUGUUCUGAACUAGACAGCUGGAGAUUUAUGGAGAUGCUUGAGAUUAAUCCUCUUUGUUCUAUGAAGGUUUGUAAAAUGUUAACAGGAUUGAAUAACCCCUGACUAAACACUAACACCAGGGAAAUUGUUUUUGCUGAUAAAAUAACCACCGCACUGAAGCCCAAAACUCUACUGUACCUUAAUGUGGGCAGUUAAAGAAACAAAUGGGGAUAAAACAAAGUGUUUCUGAACUGCCCAUUAAAGACAUUUGCAUGUGCCUUUCCCUUGUAAUUGUUAUUUUUCAAUUAGUAAUCUAUUAUCCCUGCAGUCAUUUCAUGUUAAAUGUUAAAAUCAAUGUUAAAAGCAAAAAUUCUUCUAAAUUCUAGACAGUUGCAGCAGAUUGCUUCAUAUUAAAUGUCAAAAUAAUAAUUAAAAAAAAAAAAUCCUAAAAAAAAAUCUAGCAAAAAUGUGCUUUUAGGAUUAAUUAUGAAUGGCUGAAUUCCCCUCUUUCCUUAGAAUGGCUCUAAAAACUGAUUACAUUGUUAGUGUACUGCAAGGAUUUCUGAGCAGUAAUGUGCUUAGUUACCUGAGUGAAAUAUGUCCUGGUGAUGAAAUUACUGCUUGCUCUGGCAGAGCACCACCUUACAGAGCUGUCAGCAUUGUGUGUAUUGCCCUGAGUUCAGUCAGUAUUCAGUUUUUAAGAAUCAGUGUUUGCUCCCUGCCUCUAGCUAUGUUCUACUUUUUGCAGCCUACUUAUUUCACCGUGAACUUGACAAGGCAUAUGGCAUCUCUUAACAGAAAUAAGGAGAGCAAGACUCAGAGGCAGGCUUUUAUCUUGCUCCCCACAGUCUUGCUCCCCAGAUGUGUAUUCCUGGGACACAUGCUUACUGCAGGGUAAAUAGAAGUGCAGUGCCAGGGUCAGACCUAGACAACCACCAUUUGGGCAGUUUUUUGUUGGCUGGCUGUUUUUUUAAGAAUAAAGGUACUGUAGCUGACUGCAUGCCUACUCUGCCUCUAAUGUGUUCCCAGUCACUUCUCCAUCUGUUCUAGAGAUCAAGGAAACUGCAGUUUACUGCAAGGGAGUUGGAGCAUAUCAGAGGAAAAGAAACCAGCUAUGAUGAGACAUCUGCCGCACAUGGCUCCCCUGUCAUUUACUCAGAUGCAGGUGGACAGUGCAUACCUGCCGUUACAUGAGGGAACAAAGGGGUUUUCUCUCCUUUUGACUUGUACACUUGCUGCUCCCUCACACUGGCACAAGGCCAAGCCUGGCCUUUCCUGCUGGUCAGCACAACAAGCCUCUGCAGAGCAGCAGUAGUUCUGCAAAAAGGGAGAAAACAGAGAAGGCUGAAACCAGCGGAGCCACUUGAGAAAGCAGGUACACUGUUAUCUUUGGCAACAGUUCCUGUAAGUUUUGUGCUAACGUAAUGUAAGUUCCCACUAAUAUAUUUUGAAGUCCACUUACACAGAUGGAUGCUUCGUUCUCUUCCUCUUUCAUAACGAAUGGAUCCUUAUCCUUCCAGAGUGAGUUAAAGAGGACACUGCAAGCAAUGUCUUAAGAGUUUGCAGUGAUAAAAGGGUGACGACGAAUAACCAGUGCCCCAUUUCAGCCAUAUGUAUAGAUUUGGGGCUGCUUCUCCCUUUUUUCUUUGUUCCUUCUUCUUUUCUUGUUAACUUGGGAAUAUUCUUUUCAGAAAGGCUUAGGUUGUGAUAUCACCUCCAUUAGAUUCAGACUGGGGAGGCGGCUUUUGCUUUCUGCUCCCCACUCCUUCACCAUUCAUACACACUGCCAGUGUCAACAGGGUCAACAGCUCUACACGCAACAGAAAUCAGACAGGAGACAUUGAGACCCUGGAGAACUGUUGAUAUGACCUGAUGUCAGUAGGCAUUUAUUUAAGUAAACACUCUUUAAUUAGGACAAUCCCAAAGUUGAUGUCAUUCGUACUGCCAUUCAAUGUUUCCUUUAUUUACAUGAAUGGUAUGGUGGUUUAUUUUCCUUAUUUAUUGCAGCAUGGUAUUGCAUCACCUAUGACGGUAAUAAUGAUAUCAUAAAGAAAAGUAAGAAAGUCAAAUUGUGCACUCAGCACCACAAAUUGUAGUUGAGGUAUAUGAGACACAGUAAGAAGUCAGCGUUCAUAUUUAAUGCAAAGUCAUAUCUAACUCUUGUGAUUGAAGAAGAAAGUGGUAUAGAGGAAAUUUGGAAUGUAGGCCAUGUUGCAAAUGAAAUACAUCAAAGAUAUGUAUAAACAAGCUUUCCUACACCAUGCCUAAACAUCUGCUUUAGACAUUGGUCUUUUCCAUAAAAAAAAAAAAAAAAAAAAAAAAAAAAAAAAAAAACUUCAAGAUGCAGGAUGCCAGAAGACCACAUUUAACCCUUAGAAAGAUGAAAGAUUGGUUGAAAAUCCAGUAGAACAAUGAGCUUCUGGCUGCUUGGCAGCAGCAGUAGCUUCUAGCAAAGAGAGCUAAGAAACCGCAGUCAGAUAGUCAUUUUUGUCAUAUCUGCUACAUCAUCCUGUGAAAAAGGAGUCCACUAGUCAACAAUGAAAGGGCCAACCCUUAUUCAUUUUUCUUCAGAAAGGGAAACAUUCAUGUAAAUAGGAGACUGUCUGUUCCACCUCCUUCCCCAGCUGUAAAACACACAGCAAGAAGUGAGGAAGGGAAGGCCUAUUCUGGCAUGGUUGUGUAAUUACCUUUUUCCACUGAGUGAUCCCAGUUUACCUGGGACUAGCAUGAUGACUGUGCUCUGUCCAUUCCCAUCCUCUCAGUUCACAAUGCAGCUCGAUAUGGAGUUGCAGGGAAAGGAAUACAUGGACAAGCUGUCCGUCCUCCCGCAGCUGUAGCUUUGGUCUUCUCAAAUACAAGAACCAGCAUAGCCACAGUAACGUCGAAGUUGCAGUCCGCUGCAGCUGAUCUGUAGGUUUGCCAUAAGGCAGUGUAUGGGCUAGCACUGGAUACACGCUUUCUGACCUGGUUUCAGUGUCCCAAGUGACCUCCCUUUGCGCUGAAAAGACAUAGUAUAGAACUAAGGAAAGAAGAACUAAAAAACUAUUUCAUACAGUAAUUUAAAUGUUAAUUGUCCCUGGAGGAGUUAAAGGAACAUCUUUGGAAGAGACAAAAGGCCUGAUUGCUGUUGAAUCACUGAACAAUGAAGGAGAUUUUUCAAGUUAGCUGAGCAGUUUGGAUACCCUAUUCCUAUCACCUGUAAUGAGAAUUAUAAACUCUAUUCUCAUUGGCAGCUUAGAAAAAUCACAGCUAGCUGGUUCAGUGAUACAUGCCACCUUCAUGCCACAGUUUUCUAGCUCUGCCCUUCUUCCUUCUCAGUUGCAAAUGACAGUAAUCCCAAAUGAAGAUCUUUGGAUUCAGUUUAGUUUCACUGUAUGCUCCCAUGGUUUUUGGAAUUUGGAUCUCAAAAUACGAUCGUAAACCCUCUUCAAACCAAAAACAGUAAUAAAAUAAUAAAAUAAAAAAAAAAAAAAAAAAAA